AACAGUGGUAACGCAGAAUGUAAGACAUAUCGAUUAUGCUGGGAAGGCUUAGCGAAAGAAGUGUCCGGCAAAAGAGAGAGUUUAAGUGUUUCUAUAUUUUUGAAGGAGCAACGUGCAGGAUAACAAGAGUUUGCAGGUUUCAUCAUGACACAGCUGAGGAGCUCUGAUUAACUUAUCAGAUAAAGCUCAAGGUUUGCUUGUAAUGGCUACCGCCAGACGGAUAUUUCGGACUAAAUGAAGUUUUCUGUGACAGAGUAGAUUUAUGAAGAGCUCUAUUCGUCAAUCAUGUCCCUCGAUUUUAGAGCGUCUGUCCCUCGAAUAAACACUCCUCUCCCGGCCUCUCACAGCCAAAUAGAGAGUCAAAUUGAAUCUUUCGUAGAGAGUUUUAAAAAGAACGGAUCUGUCUUCACCAACAAAUUAAGUGCAGAGUCGUGCAGCUCUUGUCCGCCAGAGAGCUCGAGUCAGGUUACGUCAUUGGGUGACAGUACACACGGAAACCAAACAAUAAGCAUGGCUCCCUCGUCCCAAGCUUCAAGCAGUUGUUUUGAUUCUUCCUCGUGUGACGACGUUCUUAUUAGUGAUACUGAUGAAACUAUGGAAGAGAAUGGAAGUAACUUGACAGUAAAAGAAGUAGGAGAUUUGCUCUACACCAAGUAUGCUAUUAUUACUGGUAGGUUAUAAACACAAUACCACAUAUGUUGUA
This is a messenger RNA of Limulus polyphemus (Atlantic horseshoe crab), 703 nucleotides long. RefSeq lists its product as uncharacterized. The transcript is spliced from 3 exons. Lineage: Eukaryota; Metazoa; Arthropoda; Merostomata; Xiphosura; Limulidae. Bases 286 to 681 code for a protein of 131 amino acids. The record is from RefSeq and is a predicted model, not a curated record.